AUGCGAGACUCGAGCAUACGUCAGGGUGAACUGCUGUAUACGUGCCACGCUAAACUGCGUGAAGAGAUCUCUAAUAAGAAUCCGAACCUCCGAGUCCUAGUUGGCCACGCCAACCUUUUGGAGAUGCUAGUUCUGAGAUUCACCGAAAUGGAACAUGGAAAAAUUGCAGAUGCCUCGUUCAUAUUAGAGCAACUGGUUGAAAGGGUGAAACGCAAAAUACGCAGCGGCACUGAUACAGAACCCCUUUCGGAUACUGCUGAAAGCGAUAUCAAAGGCUCUGAUGUGAUCAAAGGCGGCAAUACAUACCAAGAGGAGAUCGCCACUUCAGAGCCAUCUUCUCACGACGUGGAAGAGUCCCCCGCUACCAUUUCAACGACACAUGAGGAAAAGGACCGUGUGGAUGCAUACGAAAAGAAAUGGAGAUCGACUUACUUGGUGCAUCUAGAGAACUCAUGUGCAGCCGAUUAA
Monascus purpureus is the source of this 468-nucleotide messenger RNA. The record is from the annotation of a GenBank genome assembly. Lineage: Eukaryota; Fungi; Ascomycota; Eurotiomycetes; Eurotiales; Aspergillaceae.